Messenger RNA from Brassica napus (rape), 2240 nucleotides. Its product is annotated as protein SPIRAL1-like 5. The record is from RefSeq and is a predicted model, not a curated record. Gene Ontology annotation, cellular component: cortical microtubule, transverse to long axis. The coding region runs from base 138 to 437 and encodes 99 amino acids. NCBI's taxonomy places the organism in Eukaryota, Viridiplantae, Streptophyta, Magnoliopsida, Brassicales, Brassicaceae. The transcript has 4 exons. Gene Ontology annotation, biological process: cortical microtubule organization.
UUUUUAAGCUUCUCUCUCUAUCUCUUAUAUCAAUAGUUUAAUAUAUCGCAUUUUCCUGAUCAAGCUAAACAAGUCUAGUAACUAUAGGGUUUGAAAAACAGGUAAAUAAAUCACUAAUCAAGCCUCUCAAUCCAAUAAUGAGCCGAGGUGGGAGCUCUGGAGGCGGACAAAGCUCACUAGGCUAUCUUUUUGGAUCAGACAAUGAGACUCCAAAGAAUCUCCCAUCGGCUGCCCCAAAGCCUACACCACCAUACGGCAUAGAUCCCACCGACGACGAAAAAUCUGACCAAAAGCCUAAGAUCUCUAACAACAACAACUACUACAGAGCUCAGGGCCAAAACUCUGGCAACUUCGUCACAGAUCGUCCAACGACGAAGGUUAAGUCGGUUCCUGGUGGAGGUUCGUCUCUUGGAUACUUGUUCGGAGUAAAGGAAUGAAAAUGAAGUCAUAUAACUAGGGUUUGUAUUGUGAUCUAGUGAGUAUUUUAUGUGUACUGAAUCUACUGAUCCUUAUCUAGACCUCUACACUUCUUAUUUAUAUGUAUGUACGAAAACGUGUGUUUUGAGUUUGCAGUUGACUUGUUCAACUUGGCGAAUAAAUGGUUUCUAGUCAUGGACAUAUAUAUAUAUAUAUAUAUAUAUAUAUAUAUAUAUAUGCAUCUUUAGUAUGGUUUUUCUCAUAUAUGAAUAUGCAUUUCGGUAUGCUUUUUCCCAUCUAUGUUGCCUAUUGCUUCCUCUUUAGUAAUUGGGAAAGUGGAGCUUCUUCUUUUGCACAUGUCCAACGUAAACUAAAUUGGACAUUUUUAUUUUUGAAACAAAGGAAUAUAAUAACCACCGGGUGAUUGUGAUCGAGUGGUAAGGAGACGGGACUGAGACGCCAACACGUUUCAGGUUCGAUCCACCUGCUGUUUGAAACUAAGUCACAAUUAUCCUGGUCACCUAACACGGAUAUGCGCAUAUGUUUUAGGGCUCAUUUGAAUACCCGGAGAGAGGGUCUAUCCGUGGACUGCACUUCUCUUUGGGGAUUAGUCUGGACCUUUCCAUGGACCUGGGAUACCCCAGAUUAAUAAAAAAAAAACAAAGGAAUAUAAUAAUUUGAAGCUCAAAUACGUAGAAAACUGAAUUUUAUUUUUAUGUAAAAUGCUUACAAUAUACUAAAUUAGAAGCAGUAAAACAGAUUUUCAACUAUUAGAUCACAAUUAUUGAUAAGUUAGUUUGAACAUUAAUUGUAUAAAUUUAUUUCAGUCUUGUUUACACAAGUCAAAUUAUAUAAAAUUAACAUGCUAGAUUCUUCUUUCUUGCCUUUUUAUCAUUUAGAAAUAAUUUUUUUUUUUGAAAAGGUCAUUUAGAAAUAUUAUCGACAAAUUAAUUUCAAACAGGUUUGGAACGUUUUUAAGUUUGAUGUAAUUUCCAAAUCGUUCGUUCCAGCAACGGUAGUGAAACACCGCAUGGAAGCCACGUGGAUUGAUGUUAGGAUCUGUUUGAAAUUAUGGGGUAAAUUUGCAAUAAUGAAAACUAUGUUGUUAUUUUCUAUAAAUUUGUGUAAACUUUUUCCCCGAGUCCCGGACCUUCUCAAACCUUCCUCUACUAGUUACAACAAACUAACAUUCUCCAAACUCAAAACAAGUAUUCGAUCGCUGAAGAAAAAGUUCUUACUGCCGGAGGAGUUGUGACUUUCAAUUCAUUUUGCUCGGUUGCUGAACUUGAAACCGGUAUUAGACUUUCUCUUCUCAUAUGUUUCAGAAAGAGAGAGAUCAAAUAUUAUGCGGCCUUUUCCUGCUCCUAUAGACAAGCUCAAACCAAUAUUUUCGGUUUCAAGAUCACACGCAGGUAAAGUAGUGAGAACCAUUAUACCCAAGAAACUUGAGAACGUGAACAAUAGCGAAAGAGAGACAAUGAAGAAAACUGAGGAAACAGUAGACCCAGUGGUUGCCUUCAGUAAACCACCACCGUUUACACCAUUUGUCGGUCCAUUGCUCGUGUAUUCGCUUCUUCAAUCAUGGUUUAGCGGCGAUGAAGACCGCUAGUUACAUCUUGGAAUAUAUUUAUGUAAUUAUGUAUCAUAUGAGAUGUCUGCAUGCCAAAGUUUUCUUAACCAUAAUCUCUAAAAUUUAGAUAUCAACCGAGUCUUUAGUAGGCAGAAUCUUGUGAGAUCUUAAUGCAUGUGUGGUGUUGUUUUAAGUCGAUCACUUGUUUUUUUUUAAGUUUUGUGUGUUUGUGAUCAAAAGAGUUUUGUAGUAA